Molecule: messenger RNA, 1146 nt
Organism: Condylostylus longicornis
Lineage: Eukaryota; Metazoa; Arthropoda; Insecta; Diptera; Dolichopodidae
Exons: 5
Coding region: 1-1146 (381 amino acids)
Source: RefSeq, a predicted model, not a curated record
AUGGAUCAAUAUUUAUUUCAUAUUUGGAGUAAUGACAGAAAAGUCAAAAAUGUAUUCAUGUGCAAUCCAUCAAUUGAAGCUGUUAUUAACAAAGAAAAUGAAUGGUUUUCAGCAGACUCGAAAGCUAAGCUUAUACAAUCUGAUAACGUACAAACUCCAGUCAACGAUAACAUAUCCGGAAUUUUAGAAAAUACUGAAUAUAUUAUUAUAGCUGAAAACGAAAUUACUAAGCAUUCCAGUCCUGCACCCUCAUUAGAUACGACAUUAUCUAUGAGUAGCACGGCUUUAUCAUCAAAAUCUGAAACAAAUUCGCAAGUUUCACGACUUACAGCUCUUGCCAAUGUAAUUGUGGACGAAUUAAGAGCUUUUUCAUUUUACAUCCCGAUGUCAGUCUUUCGAUCAGUAGCUCAGCAAGCAGCUGAUAAAUUUCCUGACUCAAUAAUUGAGAAAGAUGAAAAUGGUAAAUUUAUAUCUAAUGAACCAUUGGCUUUGAUUACAAAAAUGAAAAAUAGGAAUAAUACUUUAAAUCGUGCACCUAAACGAAAAAUACCAGAAAUAGAUUUAAAUAUUCCUUUGAAAGCUAGACGCAUCUCAAAUGUUCUUCAAAAAACUUGUCCUAAUUGGCAACCAAAGAAACACAACUCUGAAAAUCAUACUGCAACUUCUGCACAAUUCAAGCAGAAAUUUUUGCAAGAGAUGAGUAAAUGUGAAGAAAUAACGGCUGAUAAUUGUAAGAAAAUAGAGGAAUAUAUGAAAGAAACAUAUGCUGAACAAAGACUGUACUUAAAUAAUAGAGAAUUUGGUACAACAUUAAAUACACUGAAGGAUGAGAUUCCUACAAAUACACCAUGGGCAGGCAUAGUCCAAACGGAUUUGGAGGGAGAUGCUUUAAUUUACAUUUUUAUUGAAAAGGUGCAAGUUAAUGUGUUUGAAUUCGUAAGUUCUGAUUUUAUCGGAAUGUUGGAGUUACUUGUUUGUUAUUAUUAUGUGCUUAACAUAAUAUUUCCCAAAGAAAUUUCGCAAUUUAUGGAAUUUUUUGUUAGAUACUUCCUUCAACAUUAUCCAGAUGGUGUACGAGGAAUAAAAAAAUCAAUGAACAGCUUAAAUAAAAUUAAUAGUUUAAUAGUAAAGCUUAGUUCACUUUAA